AUGUCUGCCCAGGAUCGCGUUCAGAACUACAUCGGUCAGCUCGACCGUGAGCUGUCCAAGUACCCCGCCCUGAACAACAUCGAGAAGUCGACCAACGUUCCCAAGGCCUACGCUGUCAUCGGCGUUGCUUCCCUCUACUUCUUCCUCAUUAUCUUCAACCUGGGCGGUCAGCUCUUGACCAACUUUGCCGGCUUCGUGAUUCCGGGUUAUUACUCCCUCAACGCUCUGUUCACCACCAGCAAGCAGGAUGAUACCCAGUGGCUGACAUACUGGGUUGUUUUUGCCUUCUUCACCGUUGCCGAGAGCCUUGUCAACGUUGUUUACUGGUUUCCCUUCUACUUCACCUUCAAGUUCGUUUUCCUGCUGUGGCUCGCUCUGCCCACCUUCCGCGGUGCUGAGAUCAUCUUCAACUCCUUCCUCUCCCCCAUGCUCGCCAAGCACUUCGCCGGUGCCUCCACCGCUUCCGGCCUCCGCGCCCAGGCUGGUAAGGCUGAGUAA
Colletotrichum orchidophilum is the source of this 498-nucleotide messenger RNA. RefSeq names its product HVA22 family TB2/DP1 protein. The record is from RefSeq and is a predicted model, not a curated record. Lineage: Eukaryota; Fungi; Ascomycota; Sordariomycetes; Glomerellales; Glomerellaceae. The transcript is spliced from 5 exons. Bases 1 to 498 code for a protein of 165 amino acids.